AUAAUUUAAAUUCUAUUCAGUACAGCGGGAGGAGGAAAUUCUUUAGAAUCCCUUCCGUAGAAGCGCGUAUACAUUGAACUGGCUUCCCAGCUUUCUCUCCUCCAUUGUUGAAGCUUCUGAGGAUUGUGUUUAUAAUCCUUUAAUGUUUGUUCGCAGUCCUAAUUUGCAUCCUUCUGAUGUUCAUAUGUCAUCUGUUCCAAUCCCUGCUACUGCUAAAGGCGUUACCUUGAACAAUAUUGCUCAAUCAAAGGCUGGUUCAUUUUCCUUCUCUGCUCCUCAUAAUGAUGCUCCUAAAGAUCCUAUAGACAAAGACAAAGAUGAUACUUUGGUCACUCUUAGAGAUCGAAAGGUCAGGAUUUCAGAUGAGGCUUCAUUAUAUGCGCUCUGUCGAUCUUGGUUGAGAAAUGGAUACGUAAAAGAUAAUCAACCACAAUAUGGUGAUGUUUCAAUGUCUCUUCCGAAGCCCUUGCCUGUGCCUCUGCGUCUGUAUGAAUCUUCCUCGCCUAAGAGAAAGGAUAGAGAUGAUGAAUAUGAAUCAGAAGUUGAUGAGGUUGAGAUUCCAUGUGCUGAAGUGCUGCUAACCAGGCAUAUUAAGCGAGCUAAAAGAAUUCGAGCUAGAUUUAGAGAAGAAAGAUCGCAACGAAUUGACAGAUACAAAAGUAGGCUUGCUCUUCUUCUUCCUCCUAACAGAAAUAUGCAGGAAUGAUACAAUCAAUGGUCCAUGAUUCAAUUCAAUGCUAUACCAGGUCUGCUGUUAUCAUGCAUUAUCUAUUGGCAAAUGAAAUCUGCCCUUUUGAGUGUAUUUGAUGAAGCAGAGAACCUAAAGCCAUUCAUCUAUCCUUUAAAUUUUUACUUGCUUGUUAAUUUCCUGAAGGACUUAUUUCACACCUGAAACAGUUACUUAGGAAAUUUCCAAUCAGUCAUUGAUCUGGCAGUUGAUAGGAGUAUCACUUAUUAAGCGAUUUUCUAGCAGUCGGAUUGUAUUAUGAGAAUGCUGUAUUUUUCAUCUUCAGUAAUUUUGUACAGAGGUAGGAGCAUUAGAGGCUGGGAAUUUCUCCCAUAAUUAUCGUUCUAAUUCAUCUUGUAAAUUUAAGUUAGCAUAAAUAUUCCUUCAAUCCUAGCUACUCCAAGUGCCAUAUAUACUUUUUUUUUUUUUUUUUUUUUUGAGGAAAAGUGCCAUAUAUACUUCGACCACUUACCAUGGGAUAUAGUCAUAUAGCUUUAGGUGAUAUGAUAGAAAGAUGCCAUGGGAGGAAAAGAUGAAGGAAAUCUUGUUUUCCCUCGAAAAAGUGUUCUUGAUUUUUAAGAGAAAGAAAUGAGAUUAUAAUGCAAUUAUGAAAUUUAGGAAAGAUUUGCACUCUA
Molecule: messenger RNA, 1362 nt
Organism: Chenopodium quinoa (quinoa)
Lineage: Eukaryota; Viridiplantae; Streptophyta; Magnoliopsida; Caryophyllales; Amaranthaceae
Exons: 8
Coding region: 143-706 (187 amino acids)
Cellular component (GO): transcription repressor complex
Source: RefSeq, a predicted model, not a curated record